ACCUACCAUAUUCUUUCUUCCCUUCUCUCUCCCUCGCCACUUGUUCUUUCGCCACCGCCCUCUCCCCGGGAUCACCGCUGCUUCCCAACGUUCUUCUUAACCAAAACCACUUCCCAAUUCCCAUCCCCCGCCCUCCAAAGCCUUCCACCCAAAACCAAUUAAAAAUCCGAGCUUUACGUCCCUCCUCCUCCGCGAUGCCGGCCCUGAACCGCCUCCUGAGAGCCGGCGCUGCCGCCCGUCCGCUGGCCGCGGCGGCGAGGGGGUGGCUCUCGUCCCUGGUCUCCUCGGAAGCGGACGCCCGCGUCCCGGCGAGCCUUGCCCGCCAGGGGCUGCCGGCAAGGAGGGAUCCCGGGAGCCGGAGCGUGCAGUGGGUGUUUCUCGGCUGCCCCGGCGUCGGGAAGGGCACCUAUGCCAGCCGCCUCUCCCAGCUCGUCGGCGUCCCCCACAUCGCCACCGGCGAUCUCGUCCGCGAGGAGCUCGCCUCCUCCAGCCCCCUCGCCCAACAGCUUGCUGAUAUUGUGAAUCAAGGCAAAUUGGUGUCAGAUGAGAUCAUCAUAAAUUUGUUGUCCAAACGUCUUGAAAGUGGAGCAGCUAAGGGUGAAUCAGGAUUCAUUCUUGAUGGUUUUCCACGAACAAUAAGACAAGCGGAAAUACUGGAGGGAGUGACAGAUAUUGACCUGGUUGUGAACCUUAAGCUUAGAGAAGAUGUACUGCUUGCAAAAUGCCUUGGUAGAAGGAUCUGCAGCCAGUGUGGUGGGAACUUCAAUGUUGCCUCCAUCGACAUCAAGGGUGAGAAUGGGAGACCUGGUAUAUUCAUGGCCCCACUUCUACCUCCUGCACAGUGCAUGACAAAGCUAGUUACUCGAUCUGAUGAUACUGAAGAGGUGGUAAAAGAACGAUUACGUAUAUACUAUGAAAUGAGCCAACCAGUGGAGGAGUUCUACCGCAGCCGAGGGAAGCUCUUAGAGUUUGAUUUGCCAGGAGGAAUCCCGGAGUCUUGGCCAAAGCUGUUGCAAGUUUUGAAUCUUGAAGACCAUGAUGACAAGCAAUCUGCAGCAGCAUGAUCAUAAGUCAAAGGUCCAGGUGUCUUGUACGUGCUUGGUAUUUUUCAGUAAUUUUUUUGAACAAAAUUUUAAACUCAGCCCCCCAUUUAUGAAGGCAUCAAUUGGCUUGUGCUUUAUUUAUUGAGGGAAAGGUGUAAUAUGGAAGUAAUAGGAUGGUUUGAGAUUAUGAGUGCUGAAUUAUUUUAUUUUUUUUUCCUGAUAGAACUAAUUUGAUGUAUGUAGUAAUUUUGAUCUUACAGGAAUUGAAUUUAUGCUGAGCAAGUUCCUAA
Molecule: messenger RNA, 1333 nt
Organism: Phoenix dactylifera (date palm)
Lineage: Eukaryota; Viridiplantae; Streptophyta; Magnoliopsida; Arecales; Arecaceae
Product: adenylate kinase 1, chloroplastic-like
Biological process (GO): nucleobase-containing compound metabolic process
Molecular function (GO): AMP kinase activity; ATP binding
Source: RefSeq, a predicted model, not a curated record